AUGGCUACCCAGGUCCCAGCAACCACACGAUCGUACUGCUUUCCGACCAUCGGCUCCUACACCAACCUUACCUUGCAGACUACGCCCGUUCCAGAUAUCAUCAAGUCCACCGAUGUCCUUGUCAAAGUACAUGCUGUAUCUCUCCAGUACCGCGACCUCCUCAUCGCUUCGAAUCGAUACUUUAUCGGCAACUUACUCGAUAACCUUAUCCCUUGCUGCGAUAUGGCUGGUGAGGUGGUCGCGACUGGUGCCGAUGUGACGCGCUGGAAGGUUGGUGACAGGGUCUGUGCCAAUCCUUCGAUGGAAUACUUGGAUGGGGACGUCGACGCGGAUACGUUGCGAAUGGCCCUUGGUGGCGGACGGCAUGGUGUAUUAACCGAGUACAAGACUUUCCCGGAUUAUUCAUUGGUCAGAAUACCGGAACAUCUAUCCUAUGAAGAAGCUUCGACGCUUCCUUGUGCUGCUCUCACGGCAUAUAAUGCGCUCAUGGGUCCGAGGCCAGUCAAAGCAGGUGAUACUGUUCUCGUUCUUGGAACUGGUGGCGUCUCUAUCUUCGGCCUGCAAUUUGCCGUAGCUUCCGGGGCUACCGUUAUAGCAACAUCUUCCUCCGACGCUAAACUGGAAAUUGCUAAGAAACUCGGUGCUACCCACACGAUCAAUUAUAAUACAACGCCAGACUGGGACAAGGAAGUACUGAGGUUGACGGAUGGACGGGGUGUCGAUCAUGUUCUAGAGGUCGGAGGUGCUGGAACUCUCGGGAAAUCGAUAAUGGCUGUACGGUGUGCGGGAUACGUACAUAUAAUUGGAUUAGUUUCACAGGAUUCCCCGGAGCUAACCAACGUUGUCGGACUUUGCAUCGGCAAGGGUAUCAAUCUACGGGGAGUUCUGAUCGGUUCUACUGCACAGUUCGAGUCGAUGAAUCGUCUUUUGCGUGCCCAUCCAGAGUCGACACGACCAGUGGUCGACAAGGUGUUCUCGUUCGAGGAGGCCAUCGAGGCCUACGCGUAUUUGGAGAGUCAGAAACAUGUUGGGAAGAUCGUGAUUCGUGUCGCUGCUGAGUCCACAUUGUAAUUAUUCAAGCUGUACGAGAAUAGUGAA
Messenger RNA from Desarmillaria tabescens, 1098 nucleotides. Its product is annotated as alcohol dehydrogenase superfamily protein. Lineage: Eukaryota; Fungi; Basidiomycota; Agaricomycetes; Agaricales; Physalacriaceae. Bases 1 to 1071 code for a protein of 356 amino acids. The transcript is spliced from 5 exons. Gene Ontology annotation, molecular function: oxidoreductase activity. The record is from RefSeq and is a predicted model, not a curated record.